Messenger RNA from Betta splendens (Siamese fighting fish), 1749 nucleotides. Its product is annotated as interferon-induced protein 44-like. The coding region runs from base 185 to 1591 and encodes 468 amino acids. The record is from RefSeq and is a predicted model, not a curated record. The transcript has 8 exons. NCBI's taxonomy places the organism in Eukaryota, Metazoa, Chordata, Actinopteri, Anabantiformes, Osphronemidae.
AGAUCCAAAACAGUGCCCUUAGCGGACUGAAAGGCCGAUUGCCACAUCGGCAGUAAACCUGUUCAGCAGACUGUGGUUUAGUUUCACUUCUACCUGGACCUCGUGCAGGGAAAUAGGGAAUCAGGGAAACAAUCACUGAACCUUGACGACCUCGCGUUCAACACUUCAUUCCGCACAUUCCAUUAUGGUCAAAUCCAGUCUCUCCGAAGAGCAGCAGAGAAAGCUGCUGUCUCUCUUUGGUCGUGUCAGACUUCACCUCCUCUACAAAACCAGCGUCCACGGCCUUGUUGAUGGUUACCUCGCACGCUGCAGCAAACAGGGACCCACGGUUGUUGUCGCCUACAACUCUAGUGGAUUUGUUUUUGGAGCAUACACCUCCAAGAGCUACGUUCAGUGCGGACAAGAUAUCUAUGAUAAGGAGGCUUUCCUCUACAGCAUCAGUCCAAAAAAAGACAAGCCAAUAAAGGUGACCGGUAUCCCUGGACAGCCUGCCUUCACUGAUGGAAACUUUGGUCCACAUUUUGGUGCCCUCUCGUUCCUGUAUGGCAAUCAACCUCGAGUCCAUUCCAACCCAGGACAAUGGUUUAACAUUAACAGUGCAGCUAUGCAUGGAGGAGACAUGGCGCUGACUGACACUGAAGUGUUUCGAGUUGAAGAUCUGGGCGACCUGCUGGAUAAACCCUGGAGGACCAUCCAGUGGACUGCUGAGCGAAAGCAGGCCUUAAGAAAAUUCAUCCAGAGCUACAGGACCGAAAUCAAAACAGUCCAUCAAGCCCGGGUGCUGCUGGUCGGCCAAAUUGGCUCUGGCAAAUCCAGCUUCUUCAACUCCCUCAACUCGAUUUUUCGAGGCAACAUGACAUAUCAGGCCAACGCUGGGAUUGAGGAUGGGAAGAGUGUAACUACUCAGUUUCGCAGCUACUCCAUCAAAGCAGGUAAAGGAGGUGGUGCUAUUCCUCUGAUCCUGUGUGACACCAUGGGGCUGGAUGAAAGCGCAGACCUUGGUAUAGAUGUUGAUGACAUCAUCAGCGUCUGCAAGGGCCACGUCAAGGAUCGCUACCAGUUCAGCCCUGCUGCUCCUCUUCAGGAGAACUCUCUGAGCUACAGGAAACACGUGACUCUGAACGACCUGAUCAGUUGUGUAGUUUACGUAGUCGACACCUGCAAGGUUUCUGUCCUGGGCCAAAAAAUGCUGGACAAUUUCGCUGCCAUUCGAAAAAGGACCAACCUGCUUGGAAUUCGCCAGAUACUUCUGAUGACUAAAGUGGACGAGGCCUGUCCACUGGUGGCAAAAGACUUGAAGAACAUCUACCGCAGUGUUUACAUCCAGCAAAUGGCACGGCGGCUGAGUGACAGUCUGGGCCUCCCCUUGUCCAACGUCAUUCCCGUGAAGAACUACAGCGACGAGCUGGACCUGGACCAGGACAUUGACAUCCUGCUGUUGGGGGCUGUGGAGCAGAUGCUAAACUGCUCGGACAGCUUCUUUGAGAACCUGGACAUCGAUGAGCAGCAGAACGAUCAGGAGGAGCUCUACAGAUCAAGCGAUCACCCCCGACCAGCCUUCACAGAACGCACUGAGCAACGCGUGGUGUGAUGGACAGACCUGAAACAUAUCAAUCAGUCGGUCCGUUAGACUUAAGGAAAUAUGUAGAGUUGGGAGUUGUUCACUUAAAGGGUUCAAUUACUUUUACUUACCUUCACAUAUUCACAAUUUUGUGCUGCCAUAAAAAUAAAAAGGCACUCGUUCAAAUC